Oppia nitens is the source of this 622-nucleotide messenger RNA. RefSeq lists its product as uncharacterized. NCBI's taxonomy places the organism in Eukaryota, Metazoa, Arthropoda, Arachnida, Sarcoptiformes, Oppiidae. Bases 78 to 599 code for a protein of 173 amino acids. The transcript has 3 exons. The record is from RefSeq and is a predicted model, not a curated record.
GAUUGGGAACGGGUGUGUCUGCAGGUGUCAGCUAAUGAUCUCUGAAUAAGAAGUGCCACCAAAACAAAGCCGAAAUAAUGGCGCUAUUGGUUAGGUGUUGGGCGCCGUGCUUUCGGCUUAACUCGGGUUUCGCUACUCUGAGGAAUGGAUCCAUCAUAAUAGCACUUUACUGUGCAUUUCUUCAUAUUUUAAUCUUAUUUUAUUCGUUAUACAUACUGAUGGGCGGACAGAGCGAUACAUUUUAUUCACCACUAUUUGAGUUCAACCGCUACGGCAUGAAUGUGGCCUCCAUUUUGCUCGUCAUCUUCAGUAUAUCAUACAUAUUCUUCUGUUGCUUUGGUCUGAUUCACGGCAUUAAGACAGAAACCCGAUUUUAUUACCUGCCAUUCCUCUACAUCACAUUACUCGAGAUACUACUUGUGGUCUCAUUUGCCAUAUUUAUGGUCUAUCGUUACUAUCAUAAUGAAUGGGCAACAUUUGCAGCACUCAUAAUGUGGUCAUUCUCUGGAUAUCACUUUUAUCUAUAUCUUGUGGUCACUUCUCUAUACUAUGAAGUAAAAAAUUUACAAAAACCGACAUUUAUUGUAUUGUAUCCAUAAGUCAAUGUCCAUACAAUCAAUCA